Molecule: messenger RNA, 1535 nt
Organism: Sorex araneus (European shrew)
Lineage: Eukaryota; Metazoa; Chordata; Mammalia; Eulipotyphla; Soricidae
Product: TP53-regulated inhibitor of apoptosis 1-like
Exons: 1
Coding region: 1-231 (76 amino acids)
Source: RefSeq, a predicted model, not a curated record
AUGAACAGCGUCGAGGAAGCGUGCACCGACAUGAAGCACAAGUACGACCAGUGCUUCAAUCACUGGUUUGCCGAGAAGUUCCUCAAGGGGGAUGGCUCCGGGGACCCGUGCACCGACCUCUUCAAGCGCUACCAGCAGUGCGUCCAGAAAGCCAUCAAGGAGAAGGAGAUUCCCAUUGAAGGACUGGAGUUCAUGGGCAAUGGCAAAGAAAAGUCUGAAGGCUCUUCUUGAUCUUUACAGUCACCUUAAAAUUGUACUUCUCUGAGGAACUCUGGAUUUUGUCAAUUAAGACUGUGAAGAGAGCCACUGAUUUGAGGAGGAAUUUACAGGGGAGUUUUAUUUCCUCCUCCUCGAUCUUUUUCUCUCGUAAAAGAUGAUGGACCAUCACUGCUUUGGGACAAUUUUCACAGCUUUGGCACCUUGAGAAACUCAGUAAGCUAAAACGGAAUUAUUUUUUGGGAUUAUGGUUGCAAUAACUUGAUCUGGAAUCAGCUUUAAAUAUAUACCUGUAUGUAAAUAAUGAUAAAUCUGUCAGCGUCGCCUGACCUUGAUUUAUGCUGCCAAAAGGACAUGAGGUAUACUCAACCUUGCCCUUGCCUUGGGGCACUGUUCACGGAUGUGAUUGAUUAGGACAUCUCUUUUUCUCUCAGGGAGCUAAUGGUCUGAAACGGGAUCGUGGUAACAGUUUCAAUCAAUGCUUGGGAGCAGUUUUAUUUUUUAUAUAUUCUAACGCUUACUACUGCUGAUGGGAAGUUAGCCCAGAGGAAGAAAACUUUUAACCCAAUUAACAUAGAGGUGUCAGAGCUCAGAUUAGCACUUGAAAGGUUGCAGUGAACACCAUGUCAGCUCUGUACAGCUCAGGAGUUCUGGUCCUUGAAGUAGCAAUGGAGGAAGCUAAAACAAAAUUAUUUAUUGGGAUUACAAUUAUAAAUUGUAAAGAUUGGCAAUUGCCAGUUUUAACUCAAGGUAAUGAAUUAAGUCAAAACCUGUCAUAAGAUGCCAAAAUGCCUCAUCUCGUUAAGUAGGGAGAGGGAAGAGUUUGUUUUGCUUUACUUGCCUCAUUUAUCCACUCUGCCCUGCCCUUGUAAUCAUAAAGAUGGAAUAAACUAACAUUUAUUUCUUAAAAAAAAAAAAAAAAAGAAUCGGGAACUGUUUGAGUAGAAGCUAUUUUCGCCCGUUUUGUGGAAUGUCGUUAUUGGGACUGAUAGAAAAGUCCAAACGAAAGUGAUCUGCUUUUGGCUAAUACAUUUUGACCAUGAUUGUCUAUGAGAGUACCUAUGGAGUGGGAAACCAAUAUACUCUCCCUCUUGCUCUUCCUCUGGCUCUUUCAUGUAUACUCACUUGUUCCAGGAAAUGGCCACUUUCCACCUAAAAGAAAUGGAAGGGUUGGGAAGGUAGGUCAAAGGACUAAAGCACCGCCUGGCAUGCACUAGUCCUCAGGUUAGUGUUGAGGUUCAAAAAGAAAGUAAUCAAUCCUCAGUACCACAUAGUCCCCUAAGCACAGAACUGGAAGUAUCCCCCAGCGUGGCUCAAAU